Messenger RNA from Paramecium octaurelia, 7421 nucleotides. The record is from the annotation of a GenBank genome assembly. NCBI's taxonomy places the organism in Eukaryota, Ciliophora, Oligohymenophorea, Peniculida, Parameciidae.
AUGCAGCCCAAUGUAUAUGUGAACGAUAUUAAAAAACAUAAAACGUGGAUAUCCAGCUUUAAAAAGGAGAUUCACGAGAAAAAAGACAAAAAUAAGUUCCCUAAUGGAGAAUUCAAAUUCAAACCACCCAAAAGCAUUGAAGAUCAACUUGAUGAAUUAUCAGUAUAGUAGAUUUAUAUCAAUAGCAAUUAUGCUAGGCCUGCCAUUAUGAUAAAAAAAUUACAAUCAAAGGGUAUAAGGGUAAUUUCAAAUUGGAACAUUGGAAAAUGAUUGAAUUGAGGUUGAGAGGAGACUAUUCCAUUUAAUAAAUUAGAAUCAUAGAUACAAAGCUUGAAGAAGAUAACUUAUUGAUUCUCCCUUUAUGGUUUAGUUGGGUUAAAACAAAGAAUUUAGUUAUAGAAUUCCAACACAACGAAUUAGAUGAUUAAAGUGUUGAAAAACUCAUCUUCCAAUUGUUUGAAAGAAAUAUCAACCUAGAAAAAGUAUAACCUUAAUCUACUAAAUUAGCUCUUUAUAAUUAGUAAUCCUGGUGUUUAUAAGGGUUUUUUAUUAAGAAAAUUGAAACAUUACUUGAUUAAGAAAUACGAAGAAAAUCCUGACUUCUAUUAUCUAUUAUUGAAGAACAAAUCAAAAUACUCUUUAGCAAUAAUAAAAGUAUCAAGAUUAUGGCAGGUGCAGAGAAUCAGAGAAGAAAAGGAGAUAGCCCUAAAGAAAAUAGAUCAAACAUUCUAUUUCAGUUUCCUUUUAUCUAAUUGUUUUACUUAAAUUAAUUGGAAAGGAUUCGAGCAUUUAAUAUAAUGUACUUACAAUUUAGAAACUUUGGAAUAAAUUUCCUCAUUGGAUAUAUCGGACAAUUAUUUAGGCACUUAAAGUAGUUUUAAUAUCCUUUGUUAAAACUUAGCCACAGCCAAGGGAUUGAUUUCCUUAAAGUUGAGAAAUCAACCAUUGUUCCAUAAUACGAAUGCCAUUUAUUCACUUGUUGGAGAUAGAUACGAUAGCUUUAGAGUUAACCAUUUAGAUAUAUCAGAGAAUUCAAAUAUAUUCGAAAAAGCCUUUUAAUUACUAGCAAACAAUAUUUUCUUAAAAUGCAAAUCCAUCAACUUAAACAAUUCACUUACAGAGAAUAACAGUACUCUUUAUAAAAUAGCUGUUUUGACUUAGGCCUAUGAAACGCAGAAUGAGGAAUUUUAAAAAUAAAAAUAAUAAGAAAAAGCAGUACUAGGUAUAAUCUAUAAUUUAUUAAGGCAAGUAUAGAUAUAAACACAAUUUGCAAACCUUAGAUUUAUCAAAAGUAGAAAACUUUAAUAGAUAUGAUCAAAUAGAGAUUUUACUAAAGGUCAUGAUAUUCUCCGAGCACAGUAAUGUUAGAACUCAUAGUAUUUAUAGUUAGAUAAUAUUUAGCUAUUUAGAACUUAGAUAUAGGAAGAGCUGAAAUAUAUUGUAAGGCCCUAAAUCAAUUCUUAUCAGAAUUUAAUGUAAGGAAAAAAUAAUUAAACUAUCUUCAAAAUUUUUAGUUAACUUUAAAGCAUUUGAUUAUGCUAGACUCUGAACCAGAAUAUUCUAUGAAUGUUGAAGUUAUGAAAUAGUUUUUUCUAGAUUAUUUAUUUACAACUACAAACUCUGUUUUGGAAAUAGAAAGUUUCAGAUUUGUAAAAAGUUUUGCUAAGUAAAAUAGAAAAGAAGCUUUAAAAUUGGCUGCAGCCUACAUCUUAGAGUCAAUUCACAAAAAUCCUAAGAUAAAGUAUUCCUUAAGUUGCCUAAAAUUUUUUUCAUCUUGUGUAGAAUUGGAUGUUUAGACCUUUAAGUGUUUUUUAUUAACUCCAAAUAUAAGAUUAAGGACAUUUAAAUACUUCAAAGACGAAAUGAAAGUAAUAACCAUUUAUAUAGAUUUAGGGUGAAGGAAGCGUUUAUUUGAAUUAAAUUUAGAAUUUCUUGAAUGAAAUGCCAGAGACUUUUGUACAUAGUUUAUCAAUCUUAAAAUUAGAUACCAUAACAAACAUCUCCUUUGAUGUAGGAAAAUUGAUUAGUUUGAUGAUCUACUCUCCUAAAAUCUAACUGAAAGAGUUUCACUUCUAUAAAAUCAAGCUUACAAAAUCUUCCUUAACUUUACGAGAACUAGAUUUGAUUGUUUAAAAUCUAACAGAUUGCAAUAGGAUAUUGGGGUUAAGAUAAUUGAAAUUUGGAGAUUUAUAAGGUACUGGAGAAGAGGAGUUUUUUAAAUACAUAGUAUUCAGUCGAUUUAUCAGAUUGAAGAAUUUAACUAUAAAAGCUGUGAAUUUUAAUAAUCUUAUUGAAAAUCUGUAAGCUAACAUAAUACCAAAGAAUGUCAAUCCAUUAGAGGACUUAAGUUAUUUGGAAUUUGAAGAAUUCUAAGUAUAAACAAAAGAGUUGUGGAAUCGAUUAGCUUAAACUUUCAUUUUUUCAAAUAGAAAAUUAUAGUCACUAGUUUUCAAUUCUCUAAACUUGGAUUAUAACUUUACUUUAGGUAUGACUUAAAUUUCAGCUUUGUUUAUUUAAAAUAUAAAAUCUUCCUAAGAUCCUGAAUUAAUUCCCUUAUUAUCACUUAAUGAACUUAGAUUUAUAGAUUGCUCUUUGAGCUAUGACUUUUUAUCAUUUUUUUUUCCUAUCAGUCAGAUUGAAAAACUUGAAAUCAUUAGGUGCAAGAAUUUAACUUAAGCAAUGAUGAAAGUGAGAGAAAAUUACAUUGAAGAAAUCAACUAAUUUGCUUUGAAACUAUUCACUAUGAAGGGUUGUUCUAUUACAGAUACUAAUUUAUUUGAAUGGAUGGUUGAGAAUUUAAUCUUGAAUUUUGACAGAUAACUACUGGAGACACUAAAUUUAGAUAAUUGUAAUUUAAAUGAUGAUAUGAUUAAUCCAAUAUGUAAGCAAUUACAAUUAAUUGCAAGUAAGAUUCUAGAGUUUAAAAGAAUCUUUUCAUUGAGAUAAAUUAACUUAUCAAAUAAUCCUGACAUCUCAGAAAAUUAAUGGAUUAAUGUAAUUUAAAUAUUUAACCUAGAUAUUUAACUCAAUCCUUCAUCUGAAUGAACCUCUUUAGCUUGAAAAAGCCCUUUAAGAUACUAGAUAAGAUGAUAUUAAUAUGCUAAUUAAUGAAAAUUCGUAAUUUGUCACAUAAUCUCUACUUGGUUUAAAGUCUAAAUUGUAUUAUAACCCAUAAAUUUUUAAACCUUAAUUUCCAGAAUAAUUGUAACAAAUAAAUAUUGAUUUGGAAUUUCAGAAUUUUAUUCUUAAAAAUAAUGGUUAGUCAUAAUUAGAAUACCUUGAAAUGAAAAGUUAAAUUUAUUCGAGAAUCAUAACUGGGUUAAUUUUAUUCCCAGGUAGUGAAUUAAGAAAGCUAAAAUUGUCUCAUUUAGAUUUAGAUUUAUUUAUGACUUGUUGUAAAAAGUCCAUUGACUUUUUUUAGAAAUAUUUGGAAUCAAAACCUGAAAACACAUUACAAAUUUCAUUUAUAAAACUAGAGAAUAUUCAUAUAAAUUAAGUUACUACUCAAAGUAAACAAAGUAUUGAGCAAUUCUUUAGUCUAUUUCUUUGUAAUAAUCAAAUUAAUUUAAAAAAAUUAUCUAUUAAUGGAUUCAAGGAAUAAUUUUUAUAGAUCCUCUUGACUAUAUGUGAUAAACGAUAAUCCUACUAGCUUGAAAAAUUGUCAAUCGAAAAUUGCGAAGACAAAUUGACAUCAGAUUAAUCUAAUAAAUUUUUAAAUUACUUUAUUUUGGGUAAAGUCUUUCCAAUCAAAUUUCUGUCCAUUUCGAAAGGAAUACUAUUUGACUAAAUAAAGCAAUUCGAAAUUUAAACAGAAAGCAUUUGCAAAAUAGAGAAAUUAAAAAUAUCGGUAGAUGAUAAGGGCAAAAAUCACAUGUCCUCAAUUUAUAAGAUAUUUACUCUGCUUUUUCUUCAGGAGAGCUAAUUAGAGUAUUUGGAAAUUACAACUCCAAAUGCAGAUAGCAUAUUCUAACAUAUAUUUGAAGUAUGCAAGACAUAGAAAUUGAAACUGAAAAGUCUCAUCAUCAAUGCAGAGAUAAGUGUUGAUAUGGAACUGUUCUAUUUUCUCCAGAAGUCAGUUGAAACUUUGAAACAUUUGAAGAUUCACAAAAUAAUAUAUCUAAAGUAGAACGAUGCGAAUUAUCAAUUGCAUUAAGUUUAUAUGACUCCAAAAUUAGGAAGCAAAUUGGAACUUAAUAAAAUAGAGCACGAGGACACUUAUUUUUUUUAUUAUAAUCUAAUCUUUAAUGAAAUGUUUGGAUUUACAGAUUUAAUAUUGAGGGAUGCUGUUAGUUUUGCUAAUUUAUAACUGAAUUACUCCAUUUAUAAAUUUAGAUAUUUAAAAUUGGAUAUGGGAAUUGAUUAUAAUUCUAAAAUUUAAUUAGAUGUUGAUGCUUUGACUUUGAUUUCAUCUAAGAUAAUAUACAAUGAAGAUAGUGUUUUGGAAGAACUAGUGUUGAUGAAUUGUGAUCUAAGAAUACCUGCUGUCAAAGCGAUUGUUAAUUCAGCAUAGAAGUUGAGAGAUAGAAUAACAUAUACUUGGCGUUAGAAAUCCUUUUAUUUGACAUUAAAAAGAAUAUGCAUCUUGCAUUCAUUCCACAUUGGAUAGGAAGGCAUGGACUUAUUGUUUAAUAAUUUAAUUUACUAUGAAUAUAUAAAUAUAGAACGAAUAGAACUACAGGCCAUAGAAUUGGAUGAUAGGAUGGUUACUGAUAUGAUCAAGUACGCAGUUGAUUGGUUGCAUUUUCAGAAGAGAAACCAAAGAUAAUUCACUAAGAUAUUUCCGCUUCGUUAUUUGGACAUUGGAAAAAAUGAGUUAUUUUAAGAUAAAGCAGUUUGGUAGAAGUUUUUAAGAACUUUUGUUUUUACUGACAAGGCACCUUAUUUGGAAAUCUUGAAUCUUCAUUUUAUGGCUCUGAAUGAUGGAAUAGCUAACAAUAUCUCUUAUAAUGCAUUAAAAUAUUUAAAUUCAAAAUCAAAGGAUUUCUAAUUCCCUUUGAAGAGAUUGAAUUUUUCCAAGAACAAUUUCUUAACUGAAGUAGGAUGGAAAGAUAUAUUUAAUAAUUUUAUUUUUCAUCCAAAGGUUUUCCUAAUAGAAUUAAAUAUGACUAGUACUCAACUAGAUUCUGAGGAGAAGUUGAAUUCGAUAAUGAAUGCCGCUAAAAAAAGAGCAGCUGUCUCAAAAAAUAAAUUACUUCCAUUACAUACAUUGUUAUGUUACAAUGUGACUCUAAAAACUAUGAUAGCUUAAUAUUUGUCUCAAAAAUCAUAAUAAUAUUAAGCUCCUGAGGAUUUACCCAUUAAAAUUGAUUAUAAAUGUUGGAAGCAAGGUAUCUACGAUGAAAUUCCAAUUAAUUUAGGAGAUCAAAUAGAAAUUUUGAAUUCCUUAAUCUAUAAUACAACUGAAUUGAUCAUACCCAGUCACAUUGAAUGCGCAGAAAUUUUAAAGUUCUCCUAAUUCCAUCUAAACUUUUUGGAACAUUAUUUAUAAAUCUUAAAACUUUCGAACCCAGAAGAUUCUCACCUAAUCAUAAAUUUAGCCACUUUAGACAAGUUCUCAAAUCUAUUUAGAUACACAAAGGAGAAACCAGCAAAGCCAUACCCAUAUUAUAUGAUCUUUUAAAGAGAGACUUACAGAUUUCUUAGUUAGAAGGAAAACAAAAUUAAAAAAAUUAGUUUAAUCCAAGCGGAUUCUUAGUCUUUGGAAAAGUUACACCAAUUUGAUGUGCUGCAAAUUUGGGAAAAUAUUCAAUUCUAUUAGUGCUAAAUUGAUUAAAUAUUGAUGGAAUAUACAUUAAACGAUGAUCUAGUUGAAAAGAUGUUGGAAAAGGGGUAUACGGAGAGAGACUUCAUUUCAUUGUGUAGAUUGAUUCCUCCCUCGAAGAUCAGAAUUUAAGGAACACUCAGUCUAUAAGCAAUAAAGGGGUUGUACUCUAUAUUAUAUGACACCUAUUACUUUUAAUAUUCAGUUAUUGAUUAUAAAUUUGAUGACUUUUUGAACAUCGGUAUUGGAUAUGGGUUGAGAGAAACAGCGUAUAGAGAAGCCCAAGGAAAUUAUUGGUCUAAUUUGCUUCGAAUGACCAAGUACAACUUUUAUAAUACUUUUGUAAAACCUACAUAAAAAUACGUUUUUGAUGAUUCAGUCAAAAAGUUGGACAAUUAUUUAUCGACUAAGAAAUUAAAUCUAUUACUUUUAGUUUUAACAAACUUUUUAUUUUUUGGUGCUGCCUUAGUCGCACCAUUUUUCUUGACUGAAUUUGUUACCCAAGAAAACGAAUAAUAAUGUUAAGUAACUUAAGGAUAUUUGUAGUACUAUUGUUAUGCUGGAUUUGCAGUUAUAUCUGCUUUGGUUGAGGGAUAUCUGUACUUUUCAAUUUCGGAUGUAAUUCCAGAAUACGUUACAGCUUUGGAACAUGCAGUAUAAUUUAAUGAAUCAGAAAUUGAGAUUACUGAUUACAAACUAAAAUCGAGUGCUUUGGAUACAAAUGGUGUUCAAAUAAUUGAAAGAUAGUUUAAGGAAAAGAGAAAAUCUAGAAUUGAACUAUCGAUUGAGUAAAUUAUCUCUCGCAUACAAAGUGCAGGGUAAUCAAGAUAAGCAGCAAUAGUGAAUCGAAUUAUUUAAUUUUUCAUGUCCUAAUUAUUUAAGUUUGACCUUUUUGGUGAUGUGACAUUCAUUUUAGUACUUUAGAAUUGCAACUAUAAUGAAUUGUUUUAUCUAACCAUAGCAAUAACUGCUGCUACUUCAGGGGUUCAUUUUCUCUACUUCAUGUAUUUAAUCUUGAAAAGAAUAUCCAAAUAAAAUAGAUAAAUACAAUAAUUGUCAUCCUAAUUCAUUAACGACUUUUAUACAAUUGGAUUUUAAGGAAGAAACGCUGCCUUAUCAAACUUAUUGGAUUCAAUUGCACCGUACAAUGUGUCAGUAAUACCAAAUAAUAAAUUUACAAGAGCUAUAGUACCAAAUUCAGCUGGUAAAUCAAUGAGUAAUUUAGUGAAAGUAGAAUAAAUAGUUAAUUAUUUUAGGGCUAUUUUCUAUAGUUUAUAUUUGAAGACUUGCCAUAGAUAGUGAUUUAGACUUAUUUUACAGUGAGUUAGGCUGUGAAGUUUGAGGGGGAAUUGGAAAUUUUGACAUAUUGUAGAAUAGCAAUUUCUUUUAUAACGGUGGUUACAUCAUUUUUAAAGUAAAUAUGGUUGAUUAAGCAGAUAGGUUUAUGUCAAUUAGGCCGACGAUUUUGGUGCAAGAUGAUUUUGAUAAGUUAAGUGAUAGGAAGAAGCAGAACUAUAAAGUUGAGAGGAGGGAUUUGUUGCAAUAGGAGAAUUGGCAAUUGAAGAAGUACUCGUAGUACAGUUCGAAAGCAGAGAAUGAUCAACAAAGACAGAGUUUGGAUGAGACUCAACCUUUGAGAUUUUAAUCGCCUUGAGGAGAG